AUGGUCCUCAAACGAUCCGUUUUUCUUGAAGUCCGACGAACUCAAGGACGAUUCGGGCAGAAGUCCUCGUCGUUCUUGGAGGAAUACGAGGAGAAGCAGAGGAAGCAGAAGAAAGUUGACUUCUCGAAAUAUGGCUCCGAAACAAGAAGUGAGCGGAAGCCAGCCAAGGAAAUCGACAUUGAUGAGAUUAUUCGACAAACAGAAGAAGACUUCCCAGAUAGUAAUUGCUUCAACCCUUUGCCGGAAAAAUCCGAGCGAUUGGAGAAAGAAUCGCGCCUCUUCUUCGAAAUGAUUAAAAUUCUCAAACACCAAGAUAAGUUUGGGCCAAAAUGCAAGACUCCCACCAUCAAAGCAAACGUCGAUAUGUUGAGGAGCUGCGCUAGCUAUAUGCAAGAAGAUGAAGCGCUUCCUUGCUGGAUAAAGAACGCGAUGACGUUGAUUUCCGGUGACUCAAAUUUUUAUUACGACUUCUCCUUUGCAAAAGAAGAAAUGUAUGGAAACUCGGAUAUCCGAAGAAAAACCGUUAUGCUCGACGGUUUCAUCAACAUCAACAAUCCUAUCGAUGAGAAUGAAGCUUCCAGGACAUCCACUCUCGCAGAUCUUGGUAAUAGACUUGAAACUGGUAAACGGGGAAGUAUGACGAAAGAGCAGAUGAUGAAACUCAACACUAGAAGAAAAUCGAUGAUUCUGAUGGUCAACCAGGACAAAAUGAACGCCUCGGAUCACCGGCGAGACUCUUUACAAGCCGCCGGCGCAGCGCCACCUAGAGGCAGAAGAUUUGCAGUGUUGGCGAAAAAAGCUUCGAUGAUGUCCACAGCCUUCAAAUAA
Messenger RNA from Oikopleura dioica, 828 nucleotides. Lineage: Eukaryota; Metazoa; Chordata; Appendicularia; Copelata; Oikopleuridae. The record is from the annotation of a GenBank genome assembly.